This is a messenger RNA of Cladocopium goreaui, 465 nucleotides long. The record is from the annotation of a GenBank genome assembly. Lineage: Eukaryota; Dinophyceae; Suessiales; Symbiodiniaceae.
AUGAUGGCCCCUUUCCCUCGCACCACCAGCCUGGGCAGAUCCAAGGCUUUGAUUUUGAUCUGCCUGCUGACUUUCCCGCUUGUACAAGUCGUACCAUGUUCUGGGACGCCAAAGUCGCCAAGUGUUGUCAGACAAGGGAAAGGCAAAUGUUGGCAGGUGAGUUCAAUGGGAAGGUGCCGCACAAGCCAAGGAAGAAUUACAUUGGGAUAUUUGGAUGCAGACGGCUACCGCAAGGUUAACAUAGCUGCAGCUGGCUGCAAGUUCAACGUUCAACGCUUGGUUGCAUGGGCUUUUCAUGGACCCCCACCCAGCGAGGCAGCAUGGCAGGUGAACCAUGUGGAUGGCAACGGCAGUAACAAUCAGGCUGCAAAUUUGGCCUGGGCACCCAGUCUGAGAACAUCGGACAUUCUUAUUCUGACCUUCCAAGAAGCAAGUGCACACACCAAUCAAAACCGGUGGUUGUGA